AUGGUUCGUGUCACGGAGGAGCUGGCGAUCUCGCCAGAGCAUGUCACACUCUACUAUACCACCGACCCUUUGAUCGGCCACCUACCCGUCCUGUUCGCGCAUCCAGGUCCAUGUCUACACCCCCGCUGGGUUUAUGUCCUUUCACCGCAUCACCAUCUCUCCAACUCUCCCUUCUACGAUGUUGUCGACUACCUGCCGCGCGAGUUCCAAGGUGACGAGGUUUGCAGAGGACUGGCCUUUGGCCUAUACAAGUACUUCAGCGAGCUACCAGAAGCCGUCAAGUCCUACCUAAAACACCAGUAUCCCACACGAGGCCCCAGGGCUCCCGAUACGGCAGCUACCUUAUUCAGCCCUCAGCAUGCCGCCGACCUCGCCAAAUCGGCCGUUCCCGCCGAGAACACUGCCGAUGUGAUCCAGAGCCUCCAAGUUGCGCUACAAACACAACACAUAAGCAACGUGGAUAUCGACUUGGUGUUGCCCCCAGGCUCCAUCAUUCCCCUUGAUGACGAAGAACUCGAGGAGGUACCCGAAGAUGAAGACGAUAUUUUGGACCCGACUCUAAGGCAGUACGGCGGCUAUACUCCUUUGGUAAAGCUGUUUGGAGAGCCUGUGUUUCUGCCCACUUCGAAGCUUCGCCGCGCACCUUCGCGACCCGCCUCAUUACGAAACAGAACCAAGUCGUUCUCAAGGAACCAGAAAGUGGAGCUGCGCAUGAAGUUGGGCGAGUUGGUCGAUACUGAGGAGCGCUACGUGCUCAAGGUGAACGAAUUGGUGAACCAUGUGGCCGACGAGUUCCGCCAAGCUGCAAAGGCACGAGCUACCGGUAAGAUAUUAGAGCUAAACACGGCGUUUAUGCACGAGCUUCGGCGGAUUAUGGACGACACGGAAGAGGAUGCGAUCAGAGACAUGGAGACACCUUUCCCAAUACACAGAGGAGAGGGCUCCGUCAAGGUCAAGGACCCCAGCGGUGCUUUGGCCAUGGCCCGCCUCUUCAUGGAGUGGUUCCCCAAGUUCACCGAGUGUUAUCAAGACUACAUCCGGGCCAGUCGGGAAUUUCCCCGAUUACUCAACCUAUUUCUAGAGCAACAAUCAAGCUUUCGCCAGCGAGUAGCCCAGAAAGGAGAACAAGCAGUCCGGUCUCUCCUCAUAGAGCCGGUCCAGCGACUGCCACGAUACAGUCUCAUGAUCGACCAAAUUGUGAACUGCCUGCCCAUCACGCAUCCUGCCUUGCAGCUAAUGCUCCGUGCAAGAGAUAUAAUAACCAACAUCUGCUCUCUGGACGAGGGUGCGGGAGACAAGCCCCACAUCAUUAACAGGUUACGCGCAAUGGUGGAAUGCUGGCCCCCAGACCUGGAGCCGCAAGGAAGGUUAGCCGUGGCUGCCGAUUUUGUCGAGCUACCUCCCCCGUUCGAUGACCUUCGGGAAUCGGACCUUGAAGAGAAUGCCGGAAUUUUCCUCGUAUUCUCUGAUAUUGUUGUCAUCAUCAAGAAGAAGACCGACUCAGGGCUUACUGGUCGUGACCUACUACGCGAGAUUGACAAGCCAUCGCCCGCUGGUCUGCUGGCAUCCAUGACUAACGUUGCUGGAGGACCUGGCAUGUGGGAGUUUGCGCUUACGGGGUGGCAUAACCUUGCCGAUGUUCGUUUCACAGAGUCUGCCGAUGGUAGGCUAAUCUGGAUGGCGUCCACGGCUGACAUGAAGGGGUCACAUUCUGGCGAGUAUUUCGGUGGAAAGGCGAUUACCUCGAGGUGUUUCCUCCUGCAAGAAAUGUACGAGGGUAGGGCAUCCAAGUGGAGCGAAGAAAUCGUCAAGGCUCGUAUCGAGGGACGAUUUUCCGAGCCGGAGAGAGAAGAUCCCACAUGGACUUUGCGUUCUGUGAGGAUGGAAGAAAACAAUUUCCGGCUACACGCAGCGGUGUUUCAGGAGGCCGCAGAUCAACUCAUUGAAGGCCGACGAGAACCAGCGCCUAUCCGGGUUGUCCUGGAUAUGGACCUAGGUACCAAGAGCGCCCCAGUCGGUCAUUACGGCGUAGAGGUCGUGGUCGAGAUUAGGACUGCGGAUCUGAGGAGGAUAUCAAUGAAUACUCUUGGCUUGAACGGCAAAAAGUUCAGCGACGAAGUUGCCUUGGACGACUUCCUACCAACCCUCUCACGCAGAAUCAUCCAGUUGCUAAGUACCCAAACCUGUGUCGCUAACCUAAGACUCGCUCCCGCCCUUGUCAACUACUACACCAAGAUCCUACGCGGCCUCCACAUGGGUUCAAAAGACAUGGAAAAAGGCCACAAGCGCUCACAAAGCGCAUCCCCCGUCAAGUUGUUGUCGAAUUUCCUCGGUGGCAGCACGCCCAGUGUUACGCUCACAGAAAGUACGCCCAAUGGCUCGCUAAGGGGGCACCAGCGGAAUCCUAAUGGGAGUGCUCCCGCUCUGCUCCCCUCACAGAUGGCCAGGACGAACAGUCGGAACGACUUGAUGUUGCUUGCGGCCUCGAUCAAGGAACAACAUAGUAUCAAGCUGGGUACUACUGAGGACAUGCGCCCCGAAAACCCACUGUUCCGUCUUGAACAGACCUUCACUGGUUUCAUUGCCAAUCUACAAGCUCGUAAAGGCUACUAUCAUGGCCGAACACUGCUUACUAGAUCCAUGGCAGAUGAACUGUUGGUCAACGAUCUCUACAACAGACUGAUCGAGUUUCCUUUUGAUUUGGAAGCCUCGGCUGAGGUGGGCACUGACAUAGUUUUUGCCGCCUUCGAGAAGUUUGUGCGCAUCGCAUGGCGCGAUCAGAUAGGACCGAUCAUAACCAUGCACGCGCUCGAUGCUCUCCAAGUCCGCGCUUCCAAGAGAGUGGUGGGCGACUUUGGCGACUUUGUCCGAUUCAUUUUCCGAGACCUGGCCCCACAAAACCGACGGGCCUUCACCGCACUGAUCAAACUACUGGCAGAUUUACUAGAUGGAUGUUCGAAUGACGGAGAUCGGGGUGCCUUGACACUAGCGUUCGCGGAAUUACUUGUCGACGACGGCACCGGUUCCAACUACAUCAACCUUCUAGACCGCCUUGUUGAAGACUGCGACCGAAUCUUCGAGGAUCACAGCUUUGGCGCAACCCUACAGCUCAAGAGCUCACACGAAGACGUUACCGCGAGUAACCGGAGCCAAAAGUCCAUCACGGGAUCCAUGACGUCCAACAGCUCGUCGCUCCGGAGAAAGUUUGGGUUCGACAACCUCCUCCGGCAAAACAGCAACAAAGAAUCCGAUCGCGAUCGUCCUUCGGUAUGGCGGUCCCUCAGCAAGCACACAAGGAGCCCAGGUGAAAGUUCCAGCCUUUCCAAAGCGAGUAGGUCAAAAUCAAUCGAUAUCAGCGUUUUCUUCAAUCCACCAACACCCAACAGGUCGCGACGCCCAGGGUCGCGAGACAGGCCUCCAAUCGCCGGAGCUUUCGAUGACAUCACGCACCGUCCGUCUAGUUCAAAACGAUUAGAAACGAUUGGCGAGCCGGAAACUGAAGUGGAAGCGUCCCCCGGAUCCAAGCGGUUAAAGAAGAAGCGUCGCAGCUCGCUGUCGGAUCUGAAGUCGAUAUUGUCGUCCACCACCCUGGUAGAUUCGAUUACGAGCCCACCCCCGGUCGACGAUAAAGAGGACCCGCUGGUCAUCGAACCCGACACCGCCGACCUCCCUGUGCCCGCUCAGAUUAACAAAAAACAGGCCCCCCAAAAGUUUAACACGCUGCCCCGUCUCCCAGCACCGACCAAGAUCCCCGUCAGCCCGAACUCACCCACCAAGAUACCGAUUAGUCCCGGCUCGGGCUCUAAUAUCAGCCCUGGUACUGAACUGACCCCACCGUUGUACGCGUCCCGUCCAAAGGAGAGCCCAAGCGUUAGUCCCCUAGCACAAACCCCAUGCACUCCACCUGAGAGAGAGCUCUUCAGCUCGUCUCUUCCCAUCCGGAAACGUCCCAAGGCCCUUUCGGUCUCCCAAAUCCCAACCCUGAAACCUUCCCGGCUCCCCACCGCGGAACGGCCAUCAUCAAACAGCAAUAGCACCAGCAACGGCGCUGCCAACAAUGGCGGCAGUCUCACUCGAUCCCCGAGCCGUCCCGCCCUGCCCUACAAUAACGGGGGGUUAAAGACCCCGACCACAUCCAGCGGCCGCCUCGGCCUCCGCUCCCCACAAAAGCUCCGUGAGCGCUUGCAAACCGAACUCAAAGCCGUCGAAGAAGUUGAUGCCACUCUCCAAUCCGAACUCAGCCGCAUCUCAAAAGACAUGACCCGCAUCAACGCCACCAUCCCGCGUUCCGCCUCCAACGAAAUCCGCCGCCUCUCCAGCGCCGUUCGCGCCCUCGAGGAGCGCGUCCCGCAAGCCAUGCUGGACCUGCAGGAACGCCAGGCAGAAAUAAAUCGGGAGAUGGAAGUCACGCUCAAAGCGGCCGAAGCUAAAGUCAAAGCCAUUGAUCAACUUUAUAAGGAGGCUACGGCCGAGAAUGAACUUUUGUAUGAGAAGUUCAAUAGCGAACUUGGCAAGAUGCUUAAAGCUCUGAAGGGCAAGGGGAGGGAAGAUAAGGAGGAACUGUUGGCGAAACUGAGGGAUCAGAGUGAGGAAGCAGCGAGAGUCAAGAAGGAAAAUGCGAGGUUGAAGAGGGAGAUGGCGAGUUUGAGGGCGCUGGUUACGGCUGGGGCGAGCAGUGGCAGUGGGAGUUAUAGUACGCCGACGGAGAGGGUGGAAGGUCUUAAUGGGGUUGACGGGUCGUGA
Molecule: messenger RNA, 4743 nt
Organism: Sordaria macrospora k-hell
Lineage: Eukaryota; Fungi; Ascomycota; Sordariomycetes; Sordariales; Sordariaceae
Source: RefSeq, a predicted model, not a curated record